AUCUCCUUUUUCUCUUCCCUCACGCAGCUCUUGCUCUUCUUCCCUCAAGCAGCUCUUCCCUCACACAGCCACUCUAACUUUGAGAGAAUCUCGUCUCUCUCGGCUGCUACGUCUCAGAUCUCACCUCUCUUCAACUUUUCCAUCACAAUAUUCAUUUUUCGGCUUCUACAUCUUAGAAAUAUGCAAGCUUUACGGGGGAGCAUCCGGUUGGUCCGGAGACAAAGCAUUGGCAGCUUAAGUAGCAUCGAUUCGAAAUCAAAUAUUUCUCGCUCUGCUGCUGCCAAGUUUCAUGGGAGCUCUAGUGGGUCCGUCUCCAAGUUUUCGUAUCGGCCUGCGGUCUCAUAUACAAGAAUCGGCUCCCAAGCAGAGGCAUCAACAGCAUCUAAUAAUGGUAUACCGUCGGUAUCAGUGGCAUGCAGAAGUUCAAGGCCGGAUUUGUUUCAAUGGGCAGCAGUGAUGCCUCCUUUCAUUCGCAGGUGCUUUUCAAUGGCUGAAAAUAUUGUUGAAUCGGCUUCACAGGAUUCUUCUGCGUGUGUCUCUGAUGUAGCUCCCCGCAUCAAAUUUAAGAGGCUCAAUAAAACUGCCAAGCACAUAAUGCAGAUUCUAGAUAAGGAAGCUGUAGAGGAAGUGAGGGCAGAGAGAAAAAUGCCUAAUAUAAAGCCUGGUUAUAUUGUGCAACUCAAAGUGGAAGUGCCUGAGAACAAGCGACGUGUUUCAAUUCUGAAAGGCAUUGUUAUAGCAAGACGUAAUGCUGGUUUAAAUAGUACAUUUAGAUUAAGGAGGCUGGUAGCUGGGGUUGGAGUUGAAUCGCUCUUCCCACUGUACUCACCUAACAUAAAGGAGAUAAAGGUGCUGGACAAGAAGAAAGUGAGGAGGGCCAAGCUUUACUAUCUCAGGGACAAAAUGAACGCGCUUAAGAAGCAAUAGCGGCUUACAGGUUGGAGAUUUUCUUAGCUCUUUUUGGAAGGAGGCAGUCGACAUUUGUUUCUAUGCCUCGGUAUCUUCCUUCUUUAUCUUUUUAAAUUGAUCCAUUGUAAUCCCCCAUGUAACUGAAGAUAAAACUUUUUAUCCAGCAAAUUGUCAUAAAAAAUUUUUU
Messenger RNA from Corylus avellana, 1096 nucleotides. NCBI's taxonomy places the organism in Eukaryota, Viridiplantae, Streptophyta, Magnoliopsida, Fagales, Betulaceae. The record is from RefSeq and is a predicted model, not a curated record.